ACAUUUUUUUAUUUAUUUUAUAGUAUUUUUUAUUGUCAUAACUAAGUUAUAAAUUAAUUGUUGCCUAUUUUACAUAUAUUUGAUUUGAUUAUACGGUUAAAUGUGUAAACAAUAUGUUAUUACUCGUACGAAACGAACCGGAUAUUGUAAAAAAACUUAUACGGUAUUACUACAACGGGUCUCAUAAUUUCGUUCUAAAGUCAGAGGAAAUAUGUGCUCUUACUUGGAGUAAACAACAGGAGUUACUAGAAGCAACAGUUCAAUGUACUAUAGUUAAGAAAUAUCCUGUUAACAAUGAAUUUUCCAGAUUAUAUUUAAAAAGACUGAUAUCACAGUUAGAAAAAGCAAACCAUGAAGUGCAUGAUGAAUUAUAUGUUGAAUUAUGUAAUGUAAUGAAUAAUAAUACCUUAGACAAUAACAUAUUUCGUUAUCGUCAUUACAUUAUUGGUAAUGAUCUUAGUAAUGUUAUAACAAUAAAAGAGACUAAAAAUAUGGUUGUUAAUGGCACUACUGGAAUGCGAACUUGGGAGGCAGCAUUUAUGCUUGUGGACUGGGCACUUUGUAAUCAAGAAUUAUUUCAUAAUAAAACAGUAUUGGAACUUGGUUCUGGAGUAGGCUUUACUGGCAUUGUUAUUUCAAAGUUCUGUAGACCCAGGGAAAUGAUUUUAUCUGAUUGUCAUGAUGAUGUCCUCAAGACAAUAAGUGAUAAUAUUGAAAUUAACUUUCCUGAUAUAACAAUGAAUGAAAAUAAGAAUUAUGUAUCAUAUGUUAAUGAAAAACAUUAUUUAGGUACAAUUAACUUGGAUUGGAAUGAUAACAAUGUUAAAAAUAUAGCAUUUAAGAACUUGCCAGAUAUUAUAAUUGGAGCAGACAUAAUAUAUGAUCCGUCCUUAUUAAUUCCACUUUCUACUGUUAUUGAAGCAUUCUUACAAAGCAAUAAGAAUAUUAUAAUGUAUAUUGCCAGUGUCAUUCGUAAUGAAGAAACAUUUCAUAAUUUUUUAAAAAUACUUGAUAUGAAAGGUUUAAGAUAUCAAAAAUUGCACCAAGAAGAAAGUGUGUACGUAGAAUGGAACAACAAUAUUCAAAGAUGUUUAUUAAAAAUACAGUCAUCAUAAUUGGAUGUGUGAUAUUCAUUGUGAUAAUA
This is a messenger RNA of Achroia grisella, 1144 nucleotides long. Its product is annotated as protein-lysine N-methyltransferase EEF2KMT. Lineage: Eukaryota; Metazoa; Arthropoda; Insecta; Lepidoptera; Pyralidae. The record is from RefSeq and is a predicted model, not a curated record. The transcript is spliced from 5 exons. Bases 114 to 1115 code for a protein of 333 amino acids. Gene Ontology annotation, molecular function: S-adenosylmethionine-dependent methyltransferase activity.